Messenger RNA from Fraxinus pennsylvanica, 2382 nucleotides. NCBI's taxonomy places the organism in Eukaryota, Viridiplantae, Streptophyta, Magnoliopsida, Lamiales, Oleaceae. The record is from the annotation of a GenBank genome assembly.
AUGGCUCACGACGCUGUGUUCACAGCAACGUCGCCUCCCCGGUCCCCACUCCGACGCCGGCACGGUCCAACGGCAGCGUCCGAUUCGGAGAAGAGAAGAUCGCCGGCUAUUCUCUUUUGGAGAAGAGAGAAGACGGAAGAAGAGAUUGGAUUUGGAUCGUGGGAAGAAAUUGUCAUUUUGGAACAAGGAUUUACGUCGUUUACGCCCGUGCUUAAUUUCUACAUUCUCCUUUACCUCGAAGUUCCAUGGUCUACAAACCCUAGUUUUUUGAAUUUCUGGAAAUCAUUUGAUCAGAAGGUUUCUGUGGAGAUAUGGAGCAUGUCCGUGUCAGGAAAAAAGUUUCCUCUCGAUGCUAAAUAUUAUGAGUUAUAUGAGGAAGUUGGAGAAGGCGUCAGUACGACUGUGUACAGAGCUCUCUGCAUUCCUCUUAAAGAGAUAGUUGCAAUCAAGGUUCUUGAUCUCGAGAAGUUUAAUAGUGACCUGGAUGGUAUCCGCCGAGAGGUACAGACAAUGAUUUUGAUUGACCAUCCAAAUGUAGUGCGUGCUCACUGUUCCUUCACUACUGACCACAAUCUUUGGGUUGUAAUGCCGUACAUGGCUGGGGGGUCUUGCCUUCAUAUAAUGAAAUCAUCUUUUCCGGAAGGUUUUGAGGAGCCUGUUAUUGCUACAUUAUUACGCGAGGUCCUAAAAGCUCUUGUGUAUCUUCAUUUCCACGGACACAUUCAUAGAGAUGUGAAGGCUGGGAAUAUAUUGAUUGAUUCUGAUGGUGCCGUUAAAUUAGCAGACUUCGGAGUAUCUGCAUGCAUGUUUGACACUGGUGAUCGCCAGCGUACUAGAAAUACAUUUGUUGGAACUCCAUGCUGGAUGGCUCCUGAAGUUAUGCAGCAAUUGCAUGGAUAUGAUUUUAAGGCAGAUAUCUGGUCAUUUGGAAUAACAGCUCUUGAACUUGCUCAUGGUCAUGCACCAUUCUCUAAGUAUCCACCUAUGAAGGUUCUUCUGAUGACACUGCAAAAUGCACCACCAGGGCUAGACUAUGAAAGAGACAAACGUUUUUCCAAGUCUUUCAAAGAACUGGUUGCUGCUUGCUUGGUAAAAGAUCCAAAAAAGCGUCCCACCUCGGAAAAGCUUUUAAAGCACCCUUUCUUCAAACAUGCGCGCUCCACUGAUUAUUUAGCCCGUACCAUCCUUGAUGGCUUGCCCCCUCUAGGUGAACUGUUUAGGAUGCUCAAGGCAAAAGAAGCAGAUCUUCUUGUUCAAAAUAAGGCAUUGUACGAGGACAAGGAUCAGUUAUCACAGCAAGAGUACAUCCGAGGAAUCAGUGCCUGGAAUUUCAAUCUGGAGGAUCUGAAGAAUCAAGCUGCCCUUAUUCAGGAUGACACUAUUUCAAAUUCAGAAGAUUCAAGUGUGAGUGUGAAGCACAGGGAUGGGCAAUAUGACGCUGGUACACCUCCAGAGGGGGUGUCCCCUGAUCGGAGCAAUCAUUCAAAUGCUGCGCAGCAGCUGGAGGACAGACAAAGUGACAUUCACGAUCUAGAGAAUUCGCUUUCUGCAUUUGCUAUGAAACCUCUUCAGGCGCUCAAAGGUUGUUUUGAUGUGUUUGAGGAUGACGUGGAUGCUGGUUGUCCAAAUUGGAAAAAUUCUGUUCGCUCAGACACUGAAGAGCAGAAUCAACUACAAGCAUCAGCAAAAACUGAGCAUCAAGAAACAGGAAGAGAUGAUGGUGAAAGUGGCUCCUUGCCACCACCUGCUAUUUCAGGACAAAAUUUUUUUUCAAGCGGUUCACUGUUACAGGAUAAUGUUCAAUCUCCUAAAAAAAUUGUAGGUGAUGGAGACAGGGAACAUCUGCGACCAAGAUUUCCCAGUGAGCGGAGUUACAGCGGUCCAAUACAGUAUCGUCAAAAGAAAGAUUUCAGUACUUCUACAGCUGGGGAAGAUGUAUCUGAAGGUCCUGUAGUCCAACGUAGGGGACGUUUUAAAGUCACUUCAGCAGAUCUUAGCCCCAAGGGUUCUACGAACUGUUUCUUUAAUCCAAAUACUGGAGGCUCUACAAGCCCGAUGAACCCAAGCCUUGCGGCUGCUUCAGUUCUUCCAUCAUUGCAAUGUAUCCUGCAGCAGAACACUAUGCAAAGAGAAGAGCUAAUUAAAUUGAUCAAGUUUGUGGAGCAAUCCUCUGGCAAUCCUAAUGAGUUCUCUGAGGCAGGAAUAAAUGACAUUGUGCAGAUUCCAGCUACUGCUGCCAAGGAGAGAGAGUUACAGGCUCAGGUGAUUCAAUUGCAACAAAGCAUCGGAAGUCUAGUCGAAGAAUUGCAGAGACAGAAGAUAAAAAAUUCCAAGUUGGAAAAGAAAUUGGAAUCGAUGCUCAAGGAGAACAAAAAUACAUGA